Molecule: messenger RNA, 1088 nt
Organism: Gracilinanus agilis (Agile Gracile Mouse Opossum)
Lineage: Eukaryota; Metazoa; Chordata; Mammalia; Didelphimorphia; Didelphidae
Gene: TMEM86B
Product: transmembrane protein 86B
Exons: 3
Coding region: 7-681 (224 amino acids)
Cellular component (GO): membrane
Source: RefSeq, a predicted model, not a curated record
ACAAGCAUGGAGACUCGUGGAAGGGAGCCUGGGAGGAGGCACCCUCUAGACCCUCUGCCCCUGGCCCUCGGGCUGCUGCCCUUCUUGGCUUCCGGCACCCUCUACUUCCUCCUCUGGCUGCCCUCGGAGGAGCCCAGCUGGACCAGCGCCCUGGCCAAAUGCCUCCCCGUCCUCUGCCUGGCCUUCUGGGUGCACACCGCGGCCUCCCCGGGGCCCUCCGGCCGAGGCCUCUGGCGGGGCCUCCUCUGCUCCGCUCUGGGCGACGUCUUUCUCGUCUGGCCACACCAGUUCCUCUUGGGCAUGGCGGCCUUUGCCCUGGCUCAUCUCUUCUACAUCAGGGCCCUGGGCUGGGUCCCAACCCGCCUGGCCCUCCUGGGGCCGGUGGUAGUCGUCUCUGGCCUCUUCUUUGGGCUCCUGAAGCCCCACUUCCCUGCAGAGCUGGCUCUCCCCGUGGGGGUCUACAUAGCCAUCCUGGGCGUGAUGCAGUGGCGGGCACUAGCCCGAGGGAGCCUGGCAGCCCUCGGGGGCGUGUUCUUCAGCAUCUCUGACGCCGUCCUGGGCUGGGACACUUUUGUCCAGCCUCUGGCCUCAGGCCGUCUGAUCAUCAUGGUCACCUACUACGUGGCCCAAGCCCUGCUGGCUCUGUCCGCAGUGCAGGGCAGGCCCUUCAAAGCUGACUGAGCCCGACUCCUCUCCCACAAAGAUGGCGGACUCCAGGGAGGUGGCGACCGCCCAGACGAGGCCCCACACCAUGUGGAUGGACGGACGCCUUUCUGCCCCUCCGAGGGCUUCCACAGCCACCUCCCCCACUAACUCCCCCCCCAGGGGCUCGUCUCCUCAUUGGUGUUCCUGCUCUUCUCUGAAUGCUUCCUGGUUUCCCGUUCCCAGCCGUGCCCCUUUCCCACCUCCACGUCCUCCUCCUCGCCCGCAGUCCCUCUGGUUCCUCGACUGAACUCUCUUCUCCCCGUUCCCCACAAUCCCCACCCCGAAUUCGGAUGCUUUCCCCUGUGAGCCACCAUCCCCCGGUGUCUCCCCAUUGUCCACGCUGCUGCCUUUCUCUGACUCUCAGUAAAGCGGAUUGGAAACAU